AUGUCUGUGGAGGAGAAUAACCUUAUAGAAAUUUUGGAGGAAGGUCACAAAGUCGAUAUAGCUAAGUACAUUGAUUACGUGAGUGCUCCUCAAGCCGGUGCCAUAGCAACAUUCUCAGGCACUACAAGAGACACAUUCGAGGGGAAAACAGUUUUGGAGCUAAGGUAUGAAGCGUAUGUACCAAUGGCCACAAGAUACCUCAGCUAUAUAUGUGCAGACGCUAGAUCAAACUGGGACAUCCAUAAGAUUGCUGUUGCACACCGUUUGGGACCAGUUCCUGUUGGUGAAACCAGCGUGUUCAUCGCUGUCUCGUCUGUUCACCGUGGAGAUGGUUUAGAUGCUUGCAAGUUCUUGAUAGACGAGCUGAAGGCUUCUGUUCCGAUAUGGAAGAAGGAGGUGUACACUAAUGGAGAGGUUUGGAAGGAGAACUCUGAGUUUCUGGAGAAGAGGUUGGAGCUUGCUGAGAAGAGACUGGAGAAGGCAGAGAGUUUGGUGAAGAAACAUGUCGUUGGAGAACAUAAAAGAAGUUGCUGUGGAAGUAAAGUUAGAGUACAUGAAGAUGAAGAGCAAAGAGAUAUAGCAGGAGAUAACAAUCCUUCUCAUUGA
Messenger RNA from Eruca vesicaria subsp. sativa (arugula), 606 nucleotides. The record is from the annotation of a GenBank genome assembly. NCBI's taxonomy places the organism in Eukaryota, Viridiplantae, Streptophyta, Magnoliopsida, Brassicales, Brassicaceae.